GGGUGUCAGCACUGUCUUCAGAUCUAAUUGAUAAAAAAAAAAUCCCUUAUAUGCAAGCUCCCAUUGAGGGUCAGAACAGGGGGAGAGGGAGAAGUGAGGGACUGGGAGUGUUGUGUGAAAAGAGUGCAGGCCAACGAGCGAGACAAAAGAGGCUGCGGCUGUAUUGAGUGUGCUGGUGGUGUGUCCGUCUACGAAGCCACAAGCAAACCGCAUCCCCCCCUCUUCCUCCUCCUCUGGCCCAAACGCCACAGACGGCGAUAAUAUAUCGAAGAGGGAGAUCAUUUGCGUUAUUGUAUUUGCUGGAAGCGAAGUUGAGGACUUGGGAAGAGAGCUCCCUCGGACCGGGUGUUUCUCCUCUUCUCUUCCCGUCCUUACUACACGUCGAGCGCGGUGCGGUGUGGGGUUGGAGAUAUAAGCCAGAACAAAGGAGUCUUGAAGCAAGGAAUGAGCAAGUAGCGACUAGCUUUGCCAUUAUCUUUGAAACCCGGCCAAAUACCUCUGUGAGAACCACAAUAGUAUAUAGGCUGCUCGCAUUUCUCGACGAAGCUUUCCGCCCAAAAAGGAAAGAAGAAGAAGAAGAAGGGAGAAAAAAACGCACAACGAGACACGCACGUCGGCGGCUACAAUGUUUCCUCAAAACCGGCCACCGGCACCUCUGCAGCCACCUCCGGGGUCUUCUGCUUCAGCAGUGGCAGCGGCGGCAGCAGCAGCAGCAGCUGCAGCUUCAGGGACACCCCAGUCACUGAAGCUAACCUACCCAGAAACGCUGGACCGCAUUAAGGAGGAGUUUCAGUUCCUCCAGACACAGUACCACAGUUUGAAACUGGAGUGCGAGAAACUGGCCACAGAGAAGACGGAGAUCCAAAGACACUAUGUUAUGUAUUAUGAAAUGUCCUACGGCCUUAACAUUGAAAUGCACAAACAGACGGAGAUUGCAAAGCGGUUGAACGUGAUCUGUGCUCAGCUCAUUCCCUUCCUGUCACAGGAGCACCAGCAACAGGUGGUCCAGGCAAUGGAGCGCGCCAAACAGGUGACCAUGGGGGAGCUAAAUGCUUCGAUAGGGGUACGUGGGCUCCCCCCUCUGCCUCAUAGCCAGCAGCUUCAGGCCCAGCACCUCUCCCAGCAUGCCCAGGGUUUGCCAGUGGGCCCACACCCAUCAGGACUGCCCCACCCGAGUCUGGCACUCGGUGGAGGGUCCAGCCUGCUGGCUCUGUCCGGUGCUUUAGGGGCCCAGUUGGCUGCCAAGGAUGAGAGAGCGCACCUCGAGGCAGCGGUGGCGGCUGCUGCUGCUGCAGAGCACCACAGAGACCGUGAAGCAGGACCAAGCUCUCUGUCCAACGGGGAUAAGGGUCGCCCAGCAGACUACCUCAGCAACGGCAAGAAGAGGAAAGCUGAUGAGAAGGAGUUCAUGACAGACUAUGGCAGCGAUGCAGACAAGAGUGAUGAUAAUUUGGUGGUGGAUGAGGACCCGUCAUCCCCCCGCAGCGUGCAGUCCUACUCCUCAAGAGAAAAUGGUCUGGACAAGAUUCCUCCAUCCCGUAAAGAGGGGCCCCCGCAGGCCAGUCCCACCUCUCUGGCUUCAUCCAGCAGUGCUACCUCCCCCUCUCGGGGAAAAGAGCCCCCACAGAGAGAGAAGUCUACCACUCCAGGUAUAAAGCCAGGAACUCCCAUGUCUCAGGAGUCAAACACUCCAGGACCAAGUGGGCCCCCCCAGUUCAGACCUGUCCCAGGCAAGCCUGGUGUGGACCCCCUUGCUCUGGGCCUUAGAAACCCCUUGGCAGUGCAGGGAGCGUACCCUCCAGGAGCUUUCGGCCUGCCUCCUCCGGGUGUGAACGGGGACCUGCCCGGGGCGGCGGGCUAUGGCGCUGGCCUCCACCUGGUCUCCCCUCAGAUGAACGGAGCAGCAGCAGCUGCUGCAGCUGCAGCCGCCGCAGGCUAUGGACGGUCCCCUGUGGUGGGCUAUGAGUCUCCACACCCACAUAUGAGGGUCCCCGGGCUGCCUACUAGCCUCCAGUCAGCCUCAGGAAAACCCGCCUACUCGUUCCACGUGAGUGCAGAUGGUCAGAUGCAGCCGGUACCAUUUCCCCCCGACGCCCUGUUGGGUCCGGGAAUCCCACGUCACGCCCGCCAGAUCCACACACUGAACCAUGGAGAGGUGGUCUGCGCCGUUACCAUCAGCACCUCGACACGCCACGUCUACACUGGAGGAAAGGGAUGUGUCAAGGUGUGGGACAUCAGCCAACCAGGAAGCAAGAGCCCCAUGGCCCAGCUGGACUGUCUGAACAGAGAUAACUACAUCCGCUCCUGCAAACUGCUCUCUGAUGGGCGAACCCUGAUUGUUGGAGGGGAGGCCAGCACGCUGUCAAUCUGGGAUUUGGCCACGCCCACUCCACGCAUCAAAGCUGAGCUGACGUCGUCCGCUCCAGCCUGCUACGCUCUGGCCAUCUCCCCUGACAACAAGGUCUGCUUUUCCUGCUGCAGCGACGGCAACAUCGUGGUCUGGGACCUUCACAACCAGACGCUGGUCAGGCAGUUCCAGGGCCACACGGACGGGGCGAGCUGCAUCGACAUCUCCAACGACGGCACCAAGCUCUGGACGGGAGGGCUGGACAACACGGUCCGCUGCUGGGACCUCCGAGAGGGACGCCAGCUGCAGCAGCAUGACUUCACCUCGCAGAUCUUCUCUCUGGGCUACUGUCCGACAGGCGAGUGGCUGGCUGUGGGCAUGGAGAGCAGCAACGUGGAAGUCCUGCACGUCUCCAAACCCGACAAGUACCAGCUUCAUCUCCAUGAGAGUUGCGUCCUCUCCCUCAAGUUCGCCUACUGCGGUAAAUGGUUCGUGAGCACAGGAAAAGAUAACCUUCUGAAUGCAUGGCGGACACCUUACGGAUCCAGUAUAUUCCAGUCCAAGGAGUCUUCGUCAGUUCUCAGCUGUGACAUCUCCCCUGACGACCAGUUCAUCGUCACAGGUUCCGGAGACAAGAAGGCCACAGUCUACGAAGUCAUCUACUGAACCCUGAUUGGCUUGACACAGUAAACUAUUUUCAGGGAGCGGAGCCAAGGCUUCCCCCUGCACCAAUGACUGUACAGAGCGUCGGUGGCAUGGAAAAAAAAACAAGAGACACUCAACUUGUACUUUGUUGUUUUGUUCACGUUUGUGCGAAAUGAGAAAGAGAAACAAGGAGGCACAAAGUCACAUCUCUGGAAAAAUAAACUUUGUUUUUAAUGCUCUGAGAACGCUGGUUAGUCUAUAGCUGCGCAGUUGUGGGAUUUCUCCAAAGAACUUUUGUUUUUGUUCUUAUUUUUCUUUUUUUUUAUAACAAAAUAAAACUUCAGUAGUGAACGAGAAAUUAGAGAAAAAAAAGACAAAACUUAUUUUUUUAGCUUUUGGAUUUUUUUUGCAUACAAUUGGACCGUUCUGAGUUGAGAGGAAAAAGACAGACUCGUGGAGGUUUAAAGGAAAAACACUGUCCUGACUUUGUGCUGUGUAUGAAGUCUAAGUCAGUUCCAGCUCGGUCCACAGCAUGAGGCUGCUCCUCCAAGCUGCAGAUGGUGGGAUGGUCUGUUGUGAGGUUCCAGCUUUUUUCCCUCUUAAGUUUCAGCAGCGACAUGAUUGUAUCAUCUCUUGUGCGUACAUAACAGAACAGGAUGUGGUUUCCUCUGAAGUGUCCUGAGACUCUGAUUGUCUUUGUUCUUUUUCUUUUACUUUUUUUUUGUUGUUGUUGUUUUUUUAAAGAAUGAAGAUGAACAUUUCAAAGGUGUUUUGGGGAGACCAAUCUCAAACCUAAAGUCUGUUCAAACAAGUACUCUCCAGUAUCAGGACAUUUCCACUGAUAUGUCAUCUCCAUCUUACAAGACUCAACAUUUCAUGUGUUUUUCUAUUGUGUUUGUGAGGGCACAUAUAGACUGACUGGCCGUUAUUUUCAUAACUACCAUCAUGAUCUUUAAACCUUCCUAUAUAUGAACAUGUAAAUAAAGUUCUCUAAAUGCAAAGAAGGAUGUUAUCUCUAGCUUUGUUUUGCUUUGAGAAUAUACGAUUGUGUCUGAGA
Molecule: messenger RNA, 4049 nt
Organism: Melanotaenia boesemani (Boeseman's rainbowfish)
Lineage: Eukaryota; Metazoa; Chordata; Actinopteri; Atheriniformes; Melanotaeniidae
Gene: tle2a
Product: TLE family member 2, transcriptional corepressor a
Exons: 20
Coding region: 626-3013 (795 amino acids)
Biological process (GO): negative regulation of canonical Wnt signaling pathway; regulation of DNA-templated transcription
Cellular component (GO): nucleus; transcription regulator complex
Molecular function (GO): protein binding; transcription corepressor activity
Source: RefSeq, a predicted model, not a curated record